CCCUGUUUUUUUCUGCAGCGGUUGCCUGUGUCAUGGCGACUCCUGGCCCUGUAACUCCGAAGGAACCCUUUGACCUAUCGCAGCCCCCGGUCAUUGAGGGUUUUAGCGCUAAUGUCUACAGCAACUCGGAAAGCUUCAAGGAAAAGUUCCUUCGCAAGACCCGCGAGAACCCAAUGGUGCCCAUAGGCUGCCUGGGAACGGCGGCCGCCCUCGGCUACGGACUGUACUGCUUCCACCGGGGCCAAAGCCGUCGCUCCCAGCUCAUGAUGCGCACCCGGAUCGCUGCCCAGGGCUUCACUGUUGCAGCCAUCUUGGUGGGUCUGGCUGUAUCUGCUAUGAAGCCUCGACACUGAGCCCCCAGCCGGGCCUUGAAAGCGCCGGGGGAUCAUUCGCACCGCAGGAGCAACCACCGCCAUGCCAGGGGUCUUACCCUCUUAUCUUCUCUAACAGGCCCCAGUGUUGAUGGGGAAGGAAGUGGCGGGUUCCCCCAGCCCGGCCUGAUUGUGUAACCAACAGAAUUUUUUCGGAAUCCCAGGUUCGGUUCAGUUCGGGUGUUGUAUACUUCUGUCUGUGCCUUAUCUCCUCCACUCCCUACUGAAUAAACCCUGAUCCACUUGUAGUGAUGAAUUCAUUCUCAGUCUCACUCAUGGUUUGGAGAGGAGACAGUUUUCAGACUGGAGGGACCCUUAGAAAUCAUCUAGCAUAGUGAUUCUCAAACUUUCCUAGUAACAGUGACCUGUGGCGCUUGUUAAGAGAUUCCAAGGUCCUUUGCCUAGAGAUACUAGUUCAUUAGGUCUAGAGUGAUGCUUAUAAUUCGGUAAUUUGAGAAAAACUGAUCUAGCCAAUACUUUCCAAGCUUUCAGUAGGAAAACCUUCCUUCAGAAGAGGCUGUCAUAAAACAGUGUGCUAUAGUCCUGUCAGAGGCAGGAACUGUCUCUAUUCCCACCUCCUGACGGUCCCUUCCCAGUGCUCGAUGUAUCUUACAGAACAGGAAACUGAGGCUCAAAGAAACAGCCUGGUAUAGUGGAAACAGCAUAGUCUAAAAGCUCUUCAAUGGUUUGUGUACUUAGGGUUUUAGGAUUAUGGAAGACAUGAGGCCAGGGGACCUGAGCAAACGCUAAAAGAGAGGCAACCCGUGUGCGAUAUAGUGAAUUACUGUAAUAUGUCCCUUAUAGCCAUGGUCUUGUGAUUGUCAUACAAUGAUUGGGUGGGACUAUUCAAGUAAGGUGCUUGUGACCCACCAAGGGGAUUGGCCAGCCUGCUAAUAAUGCAAAUAAGGUGCAUGGAACCCUUGUUGGGGGGUGGGACCAUGCCAGUAAGGUAUAUGGAACUCUAACAAGGGAUUGGUCAGUUUUACCAUCCUGCUAGGCUUAAUGGGAGCAAAUCCCACAGGCAGAAGGGGACCUGACUACCAUCAAGAAGAGCCAGGACCAGAGCAUGUCCUUUGGAUCCAGGGUCCCUGUGCUGAGAAACUCCUAGACCCCAGGAGACAGAGCUAUAACACUGGAGACCGCGAGAAGUGGCAGCAGAGAACUGGAGGCAGGAGACUGGAACAAGACUGCCUGGUGGGCUUCCAGACCCAUGGAGCAUGGCGGCAGCAGUGGGCAUGCUGACCCCUCGAGUAGAGGGGGCUGAGAGCCUUCGGGCAGGAGGCUUCCUAGUGGAGUAGGGUGCCUCUGGGCACUUAUUGGUGGAGCUAAAGAGCUUUUUAACACUUCCCUGAGCAGGGCAGAGACCAGGGCCAAGAGGAGGCCUGUCCUCAGGGGGCGUGCACAGCAGAGAGAAGGGCCUGCUUGCUUGCACUGCCAAGAGGAGCUGAAACGGCUGUCCUGCAGGGAAGAAGGGAGGGAUGUGCUCUCCACUUCAGGGGUGCAUUCCAGACUUCGGCUACAUGCUUCCUGAUCCUGAUACUGAGUUGAACCUGUUACUUCCCUAAUAAACCCUGUCAUGGAUUGAAUUGUGUUGCCCCAAAAAUGUGUGUAGCAACUUGGCUAGGUCAUGAUU
Messenger RNA from Trichechus manatus latirostris (Florida manatee), 2004 nucleotides. RefSeq names its product HIG1 hypoxia inducible domain family member 2A (gene HIGD2A). Lineage: Eukaryota; Metazoa; Chordata; Mammalia; Sirenia; Trichechidae. Bases 33 to 353 code for a protein of 106 amino acids. The transcript is spliced from 2 exons. The record is from RefSeq and is a predicted model, not a curated record. Gene Ontology annotation, biological process: mitochondrial respirasome assembly. Gene Ontology annotation, cellular component: mitochondrion.